AACGAGUGGAUUGCUUGUGAGUUGGAAGACUUUUACAGCACAAAUACCAGGGCUUCAGAGCAAGUUUCUUCACCAGCGUCCAGAUGUAUGAGGCUGACCUCACGGUCCCCAGCUUCCUGCAGUCUUCCAGUGAAGCUCAAGGAACAGCUACUCAUCUUUCAAUUGGACACCCUUUGAGGUCAUUGACAUUGAGGGGAAUCUGGAGAAAAGACCAAUCUGUAGGUUGCGGGAGUGGAUAAGGGGUCAGUCUCAGGUAUUACCCAAUGAUACCACGCCCAAACGCCAAGAUGCUGAUAUGGACUUCAUGGCAUUGGAGCAGACUGUGAGCACCAGACUAGACAAUUUAUACCAAGCAGGAAAUCUGCAAAAAGACGAAGCAGUGACAUUACCCAAUGGUCACUUGGCCAUGAGCCAGCCUGCACCAUGGGCCACAUCAGUGGUUCCGAGGUCACAGCCUGUUCACAUACAAGUAAAAAGGCAGCUAAAAGAGGAGGAGCUUCAAACAACAUCACUCCCAACUAUCCCGAAUCCUUUUCCCGAACUCUGCAGCCUGUCAAAUUCCCCAAAUCUCAGCAAUGAGUUCAAACCUCCAGCAAGUGGAGGCACCCACGUUAUUACUAUCUUCAGUGAAGAUGGAAUGAAGAGGUCACUCGAGGUCACAGCUGCAGUGAAAGCUCGGGAUGUUUGUCACAUUCUGGUCGAGAGGAAUCGCUGUCUUGAUGAGGAUAACUGGACCCUGGUGGAGGCUCAUCCUAACAUUGCACUCGAGAGAUGCCUGGAGGAUCAUGAGUCACUGAUUGAGGUGCAGAAAACCUGGCUGAUUAAUAGUGGCAGCAGGUUCAUCUUCAGAAAACAUUAUGCAAAAUAUGAAUUAUUCAGGAAUCCCGAGCCAUUUUUCCCGGUGCACUUGGUAGCAGGAACUCUGGAUGCAAAUGCAGGAGUUUCACACUCACAGCUUAUACAGAAUUUUCUCAAUGCUCAGAACUGUCCUGAGAUUCAGGGGUUUCUCCACAUUAAGGAUAAAGGAAAGAAAACUUGGAGACGUUUGUAUUUCUUCCUGAGGAGAUCUGGGCUCUAUUACUCCACAAAGGGAAUGUCCAAGGAACCGAGGCACCUUCAGUAUUUUGCUGAUGUGAAUGAGAGUAACAUUUACACAGUAACAAACAGAAAGAUGUACCACACACCAACAGAGUUUGGAUUCUGCAUAAAGUUUCACAGGUCGGAUAAUGGCCGGAGUGAUCUGGGAGUGCUGUGCUCGGAUGAUGAGCAAAGUCGCACGUGUUGGAUGACAGCAUUUCGCCUCUUCAAGCUGGGUGAGCAACUCUGUCUCAACUAUCAGAUAAUGCAGCAAAAGAAGAAACCGCAAUCCUGGCUCCAGCCAUCCAUCAUGACAAAUGUUUCGGAGAGUUGCCUGGUUCCUAUGGAUUUCUCGGGAUGUACAGGGCGAGUGAUUCAGAACCCGAAAGAAGCUUCAUCAGUGGCGGAGGAGGAAGCUCAGGCUUGGAGGAAGAAGGGAGUCCAGAGGCACAGCUUGCCCAGCCCGUGCCAAGGCUCAGUACUCAGUGCAGGUGAGUUACCCUGACAGUAAAUGUCUCUG
Molecule: messenger RNA, 1597 nt
Organism: Chiloscyllium plagiosum (whitespotted bambooshark)
Lineage: Eukaryota; Metazoa; Chordata; Chondrichthyes; Orectolobiformes; Hemiscylliidae
Source: RefSeq, a predicted model, not a curated record